Molecule: messenger RNA, 1876 nt
Organism: Eruca vesicaria subsp. sativa (arugula)
Lineage: Eukaryota; Viridiplantae; Streptophyta; Magnoliopsida; Brassicales; Brassicaceae
Source: the annotation of a GenBank genome assembly
CAACAAUACUCUCUAUCUCUCUUCUUCGUCUUCUUGCCCUUUAAUUUUACACCAGCUAAACAUAUCAACAUAAGUAUUAUUUCUUCUUUUUCUUUUCUACUCUAUCAAUUCUACUGUACUUAUAUAUCUCUUUGAAUAAAAAAAGAAAACCCUAGCUAGACCAAAGAUUACAGUUCAUUUGUUGUGAAGCCUCUUUUUUUUCUUUUUUCUUUUCUGAUUUGGGUGUCUUGGGGUCAUUGAAUUUUGUGACUGCCAUGGCAGAACUUUUGGGGAUCUGCAUAUAUGGGCUACUUCUUGAAUCAGCUUUCAGGUAGCUGUAUCCAGCCUGCAUCAGAUGUUAUUAACUCACUACACACCAAACACAAACACAACCACAACAACAACAAAAAAACGGCAACCAUUUUGAAGAGACAAACAAAAAACGGCACACAAGUUUCCUCCCCAAGCUGAUAAAAACCCCCACUAACUCAAGAGUAGUGUCAUUUUGAGAGGUCAACAAAAAAUGGGACUCAAAGGUUAUAGCGCUGGAGAUGGAGUAGGAGAGAUAAUAGAGGUUCCAGGCGGUCACAUCAUUCGAGCCACUGGACGCAAAGACCGUCACAGCAAAGUAUUCACAUCGAAGGGUCCACGUGACCGGCGCGUGAGACUCGCAGCUCACACGGCGAUUCAGUUCUACGAUGUGCAAGACCGGUUACAAUAUGACCGGCCAAGCAAAGCCGUGGACUGGCUCAUCAAGAAAGCUAAAGCUGCCAUCGAUAAGCUCGAAACCACCACUCAAGAACCGGAGAAUAAUACUACUAAACCGGGUGGAUCUUCUUCCUCCGAGCCCAACUUGGUUGAUACUCAAACGCAGUUCGUGGCGGCCAAUCUUGAUCCUGAAGACGCAAUGAAAACGUUCUUCCCGGCGACAACUAGCGGUAUGAAUUUCCAAAACUACCCUCAUCAUCAUCAUGAUGCCGACAUUAUAGUCUCAAGAACAGCAACAACAACAACACCGAACCUUAACCAAGAUCUUGGUCUCUCUCUUCACCCAUUCCAAGGAAACAACAUCAGCAACACAGUAGUCCCCGAGACCAACAACUUCUCCUCCACGGCUCAUUUCGAGACAUUCGGGAGAAUCUCUGGAUGGAACCAUCACGACUUAACCAUGACGUCAUCGUCUUCACCAUCCGAACAACAACAACAGCAAGAGCAAGAAAGAGGUAAUGGUGGUUUCAUGGUGAAUCUUCACCAUCAUCAACCAUCGAUGAUGACAUUGCUCAACAGUCAGCAACAACAAGUGUUUCUUGGUGGCCAACAACAACAACGGGGUACCCUUCAGUCCAGUUUAUUCCCUCACUCGUUUCGUUCUUGGGAUCAUCAUCAUCAAACAACGUCGGACAAUCAUCAUCAUCAUCAUCACAAUCAAGCUUCUCCUGUGAUGUUUGCUUCUUCAUCACAGUAUGGUUCUCAUGGGAUGAUGAUGAUGCAAGGCCUUAGCUUCCCUAUCCAUGGAGAAGAAGCUACUCAACCAAACUCCUCUUCUUCUCCUCCAAACUCACACCUCUAGACACAGAGAAAAGAGUAAGAACCAUGUUGUCAUGAGCAAAAAGGAGGAUUGAUGAGAUGGAAGAAGAGUACGCGAUAUAUUACCAUCUAUGAUCUAUCCAUAUGUUUAUAGAUAUGUGCGUUCAGUUCUUAUGAUCCAAGACUACUACUACUCUCUUUUUAGUAUUUUCAUUAUUCAGUUUUGGUUAUUUGUUUCAUGAUUUUGCAUUGUUCAUCAAGAUUACGUUUGAACUAAAUGAGUUCUAUGUGUGUGUUUCCCUUUAGUAUGCCCUUGUGUCUAGACAUUAAUGCUAUCUCAUUUUUGUUCUACAAGUGAGUGAUAAUUUUC